This is a messenger RNA of Lampris incognitus (smalleye Pacific opah), 1165 nucleotides long. It is a transcript of the gene cdc26, whose product is annotated as cell division cycle 26 homolog. The coding region runs from base 342 to 626 and encodes 94 amino acids. Gene Ontology annotation, cellular component: anaphase-promoting complex. Gene Ontology annotation, biological process: anaphase-promoting complex-dependent catabolic process; protein K11-linked ubiquitination; regulation of mitotic cell cycle. The transcript has 4 exons. NCBI's taxonomy places the organism in Eukaryota, Metazoa, Chordata, Actinopteri, Lampriformes, Lampridae. The record is from RefSeq and is a predicted model, not a curated record.
UACGUGUUGAAGUCCUGAUGAGUAACAACAGAUAAAACAUUACAUGGGUGGUGCUGGUCGGCGUUCUGUAGUCUUUUGGAACUCGCGGACUACAUUCCCGGGUGGCGCAACCAGCGUCACGUCCGGCCGUGCCGGCUGGCCGCGGAAGGGGAGCGAGAGCCCGCGGUGCUCCGCCUUUGUUGUGUAGAAGAAGUUGUGGUGUACGUUGUGGUUUUGGCGGGAGGAAUCUUUCUUCGUCGGCGGCCGAAAGAAAACAAUGAGCAGUACAAGAGAGUCCUUGUCAUCUGCUUCAUGUGACAGCCCCGACUCCGUAAGGAGAAAAAGGAAGAAGAAGCGGCAAGAUGCUACGACGCAAGCCAACCCGCCUGGAGCUGAAGAUGGACGACAUCGAAGAGUUUGAGAGCAUCAAAAAGGAGCUGGAGAACAGGAAGCGGCAGUGCGAGGAGGACGAGUCCGUGGCGGUGGGUGCCGGGGAAGGACCUGUCGGCACCGCAGCAGGCGUAGCUGGGCCCUCGGUCAUUGCAGACGGCCGUUCGCAGGCAGAGCUUGUGCAGGAGCGCAUCGGCUACAAGCCCCACCCGAAGCCCGCCACGCUCCCGGCUCUCUUCGGCAACGUGCAGUUUUGAGGCGCACGCUGCUGCACGGUGCACGUGCUGCUGCUGCGGUCGCCGUUGGCAACAGUGACAUUCUUUGCGUAAGGACAAGAGGCGGGUUUAGUCAUGUGGGCGUUGUGCUCUAAGUUGUGCUACAGGUACAUUGUGGUCACAGAGAAGUGAAGUGACGUGUGUUUAAAUAAAAGGCAGCCGUGGCUGUGAGAAUGUUGAGGCGUCAUGUGUUACACAACGAGGUACGUGGGCACACGAGGGACAUGCUGCCAACGUCAGAGGCUGUUCUUUAUUUUAGACACUCGUGAGUGAAAAUCCUGGACGGUACCACCGUCGUCAGUAGAAAUCCUUACACACAUCUUCACCAACAUCUCGGUUAGGUUGAGGAAACGGUCUCGUGGCGCAGCACAUCCAGAAGGGUCCUGCGUUAAGCAACUGGUGCCUCGUUGGACUGCACAGCAUCCACUACCCCUGAACCAGACCAGCACGUCACCCACCAGCGCUGCAAACAAAGCUUCCGGGAGUGAACCAGUGUCAACAGGAUGGUUUGAAAAGGCUCA